Messenger RNA from Pelobates fuscus (common spadefoot toad), 6796 nucleotides. It is a transcript of the gene CKAP5, whose product is annotated as cytoskeleton associated protein 5. Gene Ontology annotation, biological process: microtubule polymerization; establishment or maintenance of microtubule cytoskeleton polarity; mitotic spindle organization. The coding region runs from base 178 to 6378 and encodes 2066 amino acids. Lineage: Eukaryota; Metazoa; Chordata; Amphibia; Anura; Pelobatidae. Gene Ontology annotation, molecular function: microtubule plus end polymerase activity; microtubule plus-end binding. The record is from RefSeq and is a predicted model, not a curated record. Gene Ontology annotation, cellular component: microtubule plus-end; spindle pole; centrosome. The transcript has 46 exons.
UUUCUUCCUAGCAGUGACAUCAUUGGCUGAGCCGCACAGAUGCUGUCGGUCUGAGCAACGAGAAGAUGCGCCCCGAGCCAUUGUGUGAGGCGGACUGAGAGGAGGGGGAGCCUGCCGGGGUCUGUACACCUACACCCGAGAUCACCUUAGUAUUGAAAUAGAAAAGAGGACGCCACUAUGGGGGAUGACAGUGAAUGGAUGAAACUUCCUAUUGACCAGAAAUGUGAACAUAAGGUUUGGAAAGCCAGGUUAAAUGGCUACGAGGAGGCUGUGAAAUUAUUCCAAAAGAUUGUGGAUGAGAAGAGCCCAGAAUGGGCAAAAUAUUUGGGUCUAAUAAAGAAGUUUGUAACAGAGUCUAAUGCAGUUGCCCAGUUAAAGGGUCUGGAAGCUGCUCUGGUCUUCGUGGAAAAUGCACAUGUCGCAGGAAAAACCACAGGGGAAGUAGUGUCUGGAGUUGUAAAUAAGGUAUUUAACCAGCCAAAAGCCAAGGCAAAGGAGCUUGGCUCUGAUAUCUGCCUCAUGUACAUAGAGAUAGAAAAGGCAGAAGCUGUACAAGAAGAGCUGUUAAAAGGUCUGGAUAAUAAGAACCCAAAGAUUGUGGUGGCCUCGGUGGAGACACUGCGGCGAGCACUGAGUGAAUUUGGUUCAAAAAUAAUGACACUGAAGCCAAUUAUUAAAGUGUUGCCAAAGCUCUUUGAGUCCCGUGAGAAGGCAGUUCGAGAUGAAGCUAAACUCUUGUCAGUGGAGAUAUACCGCUGGAUAAGGGAUGCUCUGAGGCCUCCUUUGCAAAACAUUAAUCCUGUGCAGCUUAAAGACCUAGAGGAAGAGUGGGUGAAGCUUCCCCAGUCUGCUCCGAAACAGAGCCGCUUUCUGCGUUCACAGCAAGAUCUUAAGGCAAAGUUUGAGCAGCAGGCCGCCGCUGGAGAUGGUGGAGAUGAAGAGUGUGAAGAGGAGGCUAUACCACAAGUUGAUGCUUACGAGUUGCUGGAAGCUGUUGAGAUCCUCGCGAAGAUGCCCAAAGAUUUCUAUGAUAAAAUUGAGGCCAAAAAGUGGCAGGAGAGGAAGGAAGCUCUGGAAGCUGUGGAGGUUCUUGUAAAGAAUCCAAAGCUUGAGGCUGGUGAUUAUGGUGAUCUAGUGCGUGCUCUGAAAAAGGUUGUUGGAAAAGAUACAAAUGUGAUGCUUGUGGCUCUAGCUGCCAAAUGUCUGGCUUGUCUAGCCAGUGGUCUCAGGAAGAAAUUUGGAACCUACGCUGGAAUUGUUGUGCCAACAAUAUUGGAAAAAUUUAAGGAGAAGAAGCCACAGGUAGUCCAGGCUCUACAAGAAGCAAUAGAUGCCAUAUUUCUCACAACAACAUUGCAAAACAUAAGUGAAGAUGUCCUUGCUGUUAUGGACAACAAAAACCCAUCAAUAAAACAACAAACCUCUCUAUUUCUUGCGAGAAGUUUCCGCCACUGCACACCCACCACUCUGCCCAAGGCCAUGCUGAAACCUUUCUGUGCGGCGCUCCUCAAGCAUAUCAAUGACUCUGCUCCAGAAGUAAGGGAUGCCGCCUUCGAAGCACUUGGCACAGCGCAGAAAGUGGUAGGAGAAAAGGCUGUCAAUCCAUUUCUUAUGGAUGUGGACAAGCUGAAACUCGACCGUAUCAAAGAGAGUGCAGACAAGGUGGAACUGGCCAACGGCAAGAAACCGGUUUCUGCGGAUAAGAAGGACUCUAAAGGUCCAGCUGUAGCUGCUGGAAAGUCAGCUCCUGGUGCUGUGGAGAAAGAUGCAAAGGAGCCAGUCAAAGCUGGCCCCCCUCCAAAAAAGCCUUCGGCUGUUAAGCCUGGUGGACCCGUGAAGAAGACCAAACAAUCAGCAUCUGGUGGAGGAGCUGCCAAGUCGAAGAAGGGAGAGGUUAAAGAGAUCAUUGAGCAGGAGCUCUCGCCCGAGGCAUGUGAGGAGAAAGCAGCAGCUGUACUCCCAGCAUCAUGCAUGCAGUUGUUCGACAGUGGUAACUGGAAGGAGAGACUUGCAAGCAUGGAGGAGUUUCAGAAGGCUGUGGAGUCCAUGGAAAGGAGUGAUAUACCCUGCCAGGCACUGGUCAAAAUGCUGGCAAAGAAACCUGGAUUUAAAGAAACAAACUUCCAGGUUAUGCAGAUGAAGUUACACAUUGUGGCACUCAUUGCACAGAAGGGAAAUUUUUCUAAAACGUCCGCUCAUGUGGUCCUGGACGGUCUGGUAGAUAAAGUUGGAGACGUGAAGUGUGGAGGAAAUGCCAAAGCGGCUCUGAGUGCUAUUGCAGAGGCUUGCUCCCUGCCUUGGACUGCAGAGCAGGUUGUGUCACUAACUUUUGCACAGAAGAAUCCCAAGAACCAAUCUGAGACUUUGAACUGGUUGUCAAAUGCCAUUAAAGAGUUUGGAUUUACAGGACUGAAUGUGAAGGCAUUUAUCAGUAAUGUGAAGACUGCUCUUGCUGCUACAAAUCCAGCCAUUAGAACAUCUGCAAUCACUUUGCUAGGUGUGAUGUAUCUGUACAUGGGAGCCCCACUGCGCAUGUUCUUUGAGGAAGAGAAGCCUGCUCUCCUAUCUCAAAUUGAUGCAGAGUUUGAAAAGAUGAAGGGGCAGACUCCUCCUGCACCAACUCGAGGCUCUUUAAAAGGAGGAACAGGAGGUGAGGAGGGUGAUGAUGGAGAUGAACCAGAAGAAGAUUCUCCUCCUGAUGUAAUGGAUCUUCUGCCAAGAUCGGACAUCGGUGACAAGAUCACUUAUGACUUGGUGGCCAAAAUUGGUGAUAAAAACUGGAAAAUACGUAAAGAAGGGCUUGAUGAAGUUGCCACUAUAAUUAACGAGGCCAAGUUUAUACAGCCGAACAUCGGAGAGCUUCCAGCUGCACUGAAAGGCCGUCUUAACGAUUCAAAUAAAAUUCUAGUUCUUCAAACAUUAAGCAUCCUCCAGCAGCUUGCUACUGCCAUCGGGCCAAAUAUCAAGCAGCAUGUGAAGAUCCUUGGGAUGUCUAUUAUUACAGUCCUGGGGGACAGCAAAGCAAAUGUGAGAGCUGCAGCCUUGGUUUGCCUGAAUGCAUGGGCUGAACAAACCGGCAUGAAGGAUUGGUUAGAAGGAGAAGACCUGUCCGAGGAGCUGAAAAAGGAAAAUCCUUUCCUAAGACAAGAGCUCCUGGGGUGGUUGGCAGAGAAGCUGCCUACCUUGCGAGCAGCACCAUCCGAUCUAUUCUUGUGCAUUCCCUAUUUGUACAGCUGCUUAGAAGACCGCAAUGGGGAUGUUCGCAAGAAAGCUCAGGAGGCUCUUCCAGUGUUUAUGAUGCACAUUGGGUUUGAAAAAAUGUCAAAGGCCACAGGUAAACUCAAGCCAGCGUCCAAGGACCAGGUGUUUUCUUUACUGGAGAAGGCAAAAGCUACCAUGCCUGCCAAACCUGCUCCUCCUCCAGGAAAGGCAUCAUCUAAACAGCCUGGGGCAGCUGCCACGUCUUCUGCGCCUCCUGCUUCUGCAGCUGCUUCAGAUUCCGGGUCAUCUGCAUCAGAUUCCAAACCAGAUCCCAAAAAAGUCAAACCUGGGGCUCCAGCAUCAAAAACAAAGACCCCAUCGGUAUCAUCUGAAGUCAAUAACAGCAUGAACCAAUCUAAAGCCAACACCAGUCUGACCAAAGCAAAGCCAACAAAACAGGUUGUUCCUGGAAAGAAAGUGCCAGUCAAACCUAAUGCGAAGGAUGAAGAGGAUCGAUCUGGUCCCAUUUUCAUCAUUGUCCCAAAUGGGAAGGAGCAGAGAUUGAAAGAAGAGAAGGGGUUAAAGGUUCUAAAAUGGAACUUUACUACCCCUCGAGAUGAAUAUAUUGAGCAGCUAAAGAUACAGAUGUCAACAUGUAUUGCUAAAUGGCUCCAAGAUGAUCUUUUCCACGCAGACUUCCAACGCCAUAUAAAGGGCAUGAAUGUGAUGAUGGAGCAUUUAGAAAGUGAAAAGGAUGGUGUGAUGAGUGUUUUGGAUCUGGUCCUGAAGUGGUUUACUCUGCGCUUCUUUGACACGAACACUAGUGUCCUAAUGAAGUGCUUGGAAUAUUUGAAGCUGCUUUUCACCAUGCUUAGCCAAGAGGAUUACCAUAUGACUGAGCUGGAAGCCAACUCCUUCGUCCCUUACCUACUACUUAAGGUUGGAGAGUCAAAGGAUCUUGUACGUAAAGAUGUGCGUGCCAUUCUAACAAAGAUGUGCCAGGUGUACCCAGCCAGCAAGAUGUUUGUUUUUGUCAUGGAUGGAACAAAGUCGAAGAACUCCAAACAGAGGGCUGAAUGCCUGGAGGAGUUGGGUUGCCUAGUGGAAUCCUAUGGCAUGCACGUGUGCCAGCCAACCCCUGCCAAAGCUCUGAAAGAGAUCGCUGUGCACAUCGGGGACAGGGAUACGACUGUACGCAAUGGUGCGCUUAACACAAUUGUGGCGGUAUACAACGUACAUGGAGAGCAGGUCUUCAAACUUAUUGGAAAUCUGUCCGAGAAGGAUCUGAGCAUGCUAGAAGAGCGGAUAAAAAGAGCGGGCAAGAAAACUGCGGCUGCACCAGCUAAACCAGUCGAGGAAAAGCCUCAGCGCGUACAGAACGCCAACACCAGCCUCUUGCGCAAAGCGCCUCCUGAAGAUAUGUCGUCCAAACUGAAAAUUAUGUAUCGCACUUAUAGGAUCCAAGCUCGCAAUAUGGGGGGUAAUGCUGAACCACCAGCCCACUCAGUCCCACGUGAAUUCCAGCUGGAUCUUGAUGAAAUCGAGCAUGACAAUGGCACCGUUGGGUGGGAGAUACCGGCUCUUGUUCAGCACAAGCUGGAUGAAAUCUACGAUCCGGUCUCAAUUCCAGAGCCAAAGAUCCGAGCCAUUUCGCCCCACUUUGAUGAUAUGCAUAGUAACACAGCUUCUACCAUCAACUUUGUGAUCUCCCAGGUUGCUAGUGGUGAUAUCAAUGCUAGCAUACAGGCUCUGGCCCAGAUUGACGAGGUACUGAGACAAGAGGAUAAGGCAGAGGCCAUGUCUGGCCACAUUGACCAGUUCCUCAUUGCAACCUUCAUGCAGCUGCGUCUGGUGUACAAUACGCACAUGGCAGAUGAGAGGCUCGAUAAAGAUGAUAUUGUGCGGCUAUAUAGCUGUAUUAUUGGCAACAUGAUAUCGCUGUUUCAGAUGGAGAGUCUGGCACGGGAAGCUUCAACCGGCGUUCUGAAAGACCUUAUGCAUGGCCUCAUCACUCUCAUGCUGGACACUCGUGUUGACGAACUUGAGGAGGGGCAGCAGGUGGUUCGCUCUGUGAACCUCUUGGUUGUGAAGGUGCUGGAAAAAUCUGACCAGACAAACAUAUUGAGUGCUCUGCUGGUGCUUCUCCAGGACAGUCUGCUUGCUACAGCCAGUUCCCCCAAAUUCUCUGAGCUGGUUAUGAAGUGUUUAUGGCGAAUGAUUCGACUCCUCCCUGAAGCUAUAAAUAACAUCAAUCUGGAUCGGAUCUUACUUGACAUGCACAACUUCAUGAGGGUUCUCCCAAAGGAAAAGCUGAAACAGCACAAGAGUGAACUUCCAAUGAGGACUUUGAAAACCUUGCUGCACACACUCUGCAAGCUUAAAGGACCCAAGAUCAUGGAUCAUCUAAGUAUGAUUGAGAAUAAGAAUGAGUCUGAACUCGAGCUCCACCUGCUGCGAGUCAUGAAGCACUCAAUGGACAGUACGGGAUCAAAGUCUGACAGGGAAACUGAGAAAGGAGCCUCUCGCCUAGAAGAAAAAGCUGCAAAAGCCAACGUUAGUGAUUUUCUUGCUGAGAUCUUUAAGAAGAUUGGCUCAAAGGAGAACACGAAGGAGGGCUUGGCUGAGCUGUAUGAAUACAAGAAGAAAUAUUCUGAUGCAGACAUAGAGCCCUUCCUCAAGAACUCAUCACAGUUUUUCCAGAGCUAUGUGGAGCGUGGGCUCAGACUGAUUGAAAUGGAACGGGAAGGAAAAGGCCGCAUUGCAUCGUCAACAGCAGGAAUCACGUCUGCUGUGAAUGAGAGUACACCUGCGCCCACAGUGACAAGUUCCACAACGCAAGUUUCAAAUGCAAAUUCUAAUGGAGAGGAAGUUGGGCCCUCGGUUUACUUGGAACGACUGAAAAUCCUGCGCCAGAGGUGUGGUUUAGACAAUGCCAAGCAAGAGGAGAGGCCUCCUUUGAGCUCCUUGCUCUCAAAGUCCUCUGCUCCAGCGGUUGUGUCCUCCACGGAUAUGCUGCAUAGCAAGCUGUCUCAGCUGAGAGAGUCUCGUGAGCAGUUCCAGCACUUGGACCUGGAUUCUAACCAGACACGCUCCAGCACCACAUCGUCCUCAUCCUCUGCAACCAACAUUGACGACUUGAAAAAGAGACUGGAAAGGAUAAAAAGCAGUCGAAAAUAAACACUCAUUACCUGCUCCAGGCUGCUGUUCUGUCCCUUUAAUCCUUCCCUAGGAGUCCUUUCCCUGGCUCGAUGGCUUUGUCUAGGCCUAAUGUAAACUAUUGUUUUAUGUAUCAUACUGUGCAAUUAUUUGUUAUCGAGGCAGGAGAACUUAUUGUGGCUGAGUAUUUGUAAAUAUCUUGCUGUUCUAACUGUGUUUUAGUGUACAGAGACUGUUUACCUGCCCUUAACUGAUCUUCUAUACCUCCUUUAAUUUCUUUUUCUUUGUCUGUUUUUAAUUGUCCGUUUCCAUGGCUCUUAUCUCUGUAGCUUUGUGGCUGUAUGACUUGCUUUUAAUUUAACAAAGCAGUGGAUCGCUGAUUCUGUAUGGAAUCGUAAGGCAUGGCAUGAAUUCUUUUUGUAAAUAAAGUUUGAAAUAA